UUCUUUACAUCCCUCCCUCUCCCUUCCUCUUUUCUGCAUCUCACUCAGAUAGUCAGAGGAACAUCAGCACAGACAGCCGCUCCGACAUCCAGCUGUCCGGACGCUGAUUCAUUUCACCACACACCAGCUCUGGGUGCAAACUCAGAAGGGGUGUUUGGGAAAUUGAAAGGCGUCCUAACAGGGCCAACAAGGACUCCAUCUUCAGAGAGCUCCGAGAAUGGGAAAAUCAGAGAGCCAAAUGGAUAUCAUGGAGAAAAGCACUAAACCGAGGAAGCAUCGCUGGACUGUAGUGGAGAUCGGACUGUCUGUCAUUGUGCUUCUGAUGAGCUGCGCUCUGGCUGGACUCAUAGUGCUCUACACUUCAGCUCUGAGAGAGCGUUUUAACAUAAAUGAAUCUUCAAAAGGGCUGAAAUAUCGAUCAAAGGCUGACCGCAAUAUCUGUACAACCCCACAGUGUGUCACUGCCGCGGCCCGACUGCUCCAGAACAUGGACCCCAGCGUGGAGCCGUGCCAGGACUUCUAUCAGUACGCAUGCGGAGGCUGGAUAGAGCGUCACGUCAUUCCUGAAACCAGCUCACUUCACAGCGUAUUCAAUAUUCUGAGAGAUGAGCUGGAGAUCGUACUCAAGGGAGUUCUGGAGAUGGAAAGUAAGGAUGACAGAGAGGCCUUCAAGAAAGCCAAAACGCUCUACAGCUCAUGCAUGAAUGAGAUUCUGAUUGAGCAGCGCGACUCGCAGCCUCUUCUCAGGCUCAUUGACAGUAUUGGCGACUGGCCCGUGGCCUCUGAGGUCUGGAACGGCACAGCAGAGCAAGCGUGGAGCCUGGAGGACACACUGGCUGUUCUGAAUGCUCGGUACAAUAAGAAAGCUGUGCUGGAGAUGUUUGUGUGGCCAGAUGAUCGAGACUCCAGACGCUACAUUAUCCAUGUUGACCAACCAGCACUAGGAAUGCCUUCAAGAGAUUAUUACCUCAGUGAUGGGAAUUAUAAGAAGGUAUGUUAUACGUAUCAUCAGGAGUUCAUGGUUUCCAUAGCAAGGAUUGCACGAGAAGACAGGAACCUGACCCAAGAUGAAGAGCGUCUGUGGGAGGACAUGACUCAAGUGCUGGAACUGGAGACAGACAUCGCGAACGGCUUUAAUUGGACACGCUACGUCCAGGGCAUCAUGUCUAGCGUGUCAGUAACGGUGCAGCCGGAUGAACCCAUAGUUGUGUACUGCUCACCUUACCUGGAGAAGCUCAGAGAUGUUCUUUCCAAGCACAGUCACAGGACUCUGCAGAACUAUCUUGCGUGGAUGCUCAUCAUGGAGAGGGUCAGCAGUAUGAGCCGGCGAUUCAAAGACAUGAGAGCGCACUACAGAAAGGCUUUGCAUGGCACUACAGUAGAGGAGGUCAGGUGGAGAGACUGUGUCCGUUAUGUCCAGGGCAACAUGGAGAAUGCCGUCGGGGCCCUGUACGUCCGGGAAACCUUCUCUGGAAACAGCAAACGCAUGGUGCGUGAACUCAUCAAGAAGAUUCAGGAAGCUUAUGUGGAAACUUUGGAAGAACUGAGCUGGAUGGAUGAACAGUCCAAGGAAAAAGCCAGGGAGAAGGCCAUGGCAAUAUCAGAACAGAUCGGAUAUCCCGACCACAUCCUUGAAGAGGAAAAUAAGAAACUGGACGAGGAAUACACACACCUGAAUUUCAGUGAGGAGAACUAUUUUGAGAACAUUCUGGAAAACCUGGCAGCCUCAGCCCAGAAAGGUCAUAAAAAGCUGAGGGAGCCCGUGGAUCCUGACAUGUGGAUUAUUGGUGCGGCUGUGGUCAACGCUUUCUAUUCACACAACAGAAACCAGAUUGUGUUUCCUGCUGGCAUCCUCCAGCCUCCGUUCUUCAGUGAAAAACAGCUGCAAGCUCUAAACUUUGGUGGAAUUGGGAUGGUUAUAGGACAUGAAAUCACUCAUGGAUUUGAUGAUCAAGGCCGCAAUUUCGACAAGGAUGGAAACAUGUACAACUGGUGGAGCAACUUCUCUGCCGAGCGCUUUGAGGAUCAAUCUAAAUGCAUGGUGGAGCAGUACGGCAAAUUCAGCUGGAAACUUGCAGGAGGCCAAAAUGUCAGUGGCAUCACAACACUAGGAGAGAAUAUUGCAGACAACGGUGGCGUUCGUCAAGCAUAUAAGGCGUAUAUGAAGUGGGUGGAGAGGGAGGGCGAGGAGCCCCGUCUUCCCGGACUGGAAAUGGAUCACAAACAGCUCUUCUUUCUAAAUUUUGCCCAGGUCUGGUGUGGUGCCUGUCGCCCUGAGUACGCCAUUCAGUCCAUCAAAACUGACCCACACAGCCCUCUGGAAUACAGGGUUCUAGGGUCCCUCCAGAACUUUGAGGCAUUUUCUGAAGCAUUUCAUUGUGCACGAGGAACUCCCAUGAACCCCGAAGAGAAAUGUCGAGUGUGGUAACCUGCCGGCGGAGUUACGGGAGUCUGUGUAUAUUAUAGGAACCAGGCAGCGGUUCGGAGAGCUUGGAUCAUAUUAUGUUGUGCUGUAGCAGCUGCCUGUCUGUUAGUCUGAUGUGACAGACACGACCAAGGUGUUAGACACCUACAUGUGUGACUGCAUAGAUGUCUACUGUGAACUUUCAAGUGCGCACAUAUAACCGAGUGCAGGCGUCGUGAACGUGCACAGUGAGGGUGUUGUUUAUCUGAAAAAGAGGCAUGCUUUUUCAUUAUCUAUAGGUCCUGUUUGAAUAUUUACAGGUUUCUUUUGACACUAUUAAUUUUGGCAUUGAAAAACAUGUGUAAACACAAUAGUUUCAUUGUAACGAGACAUCAGAUUUUUCCAGAUUAUGUAAAUGGUUAAAUCCCUCGGUUGGCUUUCGGUUCUGUCGGCUCUCCAAGAAUAUAUCCGUUGUGCUUGAGCGAUCCCAAAAACAGCCAACAACUGGAGGCUCGGAAGCCGAUAGAGAUUGUGGUUUGAAUAAAAACCAGUCAAGGCAUCAUGUUUCAUUUCAUAAUAAGCAGCCUUGAAAUAUUUUGAUUAUGCUAUAAGAAAUAUUAUUUUAUUUUCUAAAGCAUGCAGUGGAAAGCGACAAAAGCUGGAGUCCUAUUGAGUGCCAUUUUGCCCAAAAAAAUCUUAAUGUAUAUGUGCGUGCUACAGUACGUUUCUCUGAAGAAUCUGUCAUUCUUUAAAAUCGAGGGCUUAGCGUUACGUAAAAGGACCUGUGUUUACAAUUACAUGACAACCUUAAGACUGUUAAAACCAUAUUGCUUCAGGCUUUGUGUGUUUUUGUCCGUAAAUAGCCUCGAUUCAUGGCUGCCUUGCAAUUACGUGACAGGCUUCUGUUAAAGCCAGCAGAUAAUGGCAGGAAGCUGCUGCAAUACGGGAAUGAAUUAGACACAACGGGUCACUCAGACUGUUUGUUGGUUUCAUACAAGCUGUUCGUUCUGCCAGGGAGCAUUUCUGUUCAUUGCCAAUGUUAACACAAUGUUUUAGUAUGUUUAGGGGCAAGGAUCGGAUCCAGAGAGACAUGCAUUAAAACUGAGGGAUCUUUAACUGUUCAAUCCUCCUGGUUUGGUUUUUAUUCGGGAUUCUUUUUAUCAGAUCAAGCAACACAUUUUGUAAUCAAUAUUUAUUCACAAAUUAGUUGUAAUACUCUACAACCAUUUUUUGUUUGCUUAUGGUUAUUGGUGAAAAAUGUUUACGUCACAUAACUCUGCUGGAAAAACAGGUUAAAGUGUUUUUUAAAGAUUUUUUUUUUUUUUUUGAACAUGGUAGCUGGUUUGUUACUAGUCUACUAACUCUAACCAGCUAGGAAAAGACCAGAUUAAAGUCCAGUUAGACUAGCUUGAUCUACACCAUUUUUUGCUUAUAUGAUCAUUGGUGUAAAUGUUCACUUGAACCUGGUGGAAAAUACAGGUUAUACCACGAUAAAGUGGUUAAAUUGGUUUUUAGAAUAUGGUAGCUGUUUUUCACUGGUCUACUAACUAUAACCAGCCUGGCCAAGAUGGUCUACCAGGCCAAUGUCCAGCUGAUGAACCAUCUAUACUAACUCAAACCAACUAUAAAAGCACAUAAACCAUGAUUUUCGAGCAAGGAAUAUGUAACCAAAAGGAUUCGUUAUGCAAAGGUCUCGCUCAAGGACCUGUUGGCCAGUGGGUUUGUGAUUUUAGGCAAAGUCAUAUCUCGUAAUUUCAUAAAUUGAUGUGGGUUAAUGGGGCGGCAGGGGUUCAUGUGUUAGCUGGAGCAUAGCGGACGAAGCGACAGCCAGCAGUUGUCUCUCAAAUUUACACUUUUUAAGGGAGGCGGCCCUCUCAUUAGAGAUCCGGUCAAGGCCGGUGACUGUUAUUUUCCGUCUUUAUUAAGCAGUAAUGAUGACAGCAGAACUAAAGAGCUGUACAGGACGGAAGAAAAAUGAUAGAAUGAGAUGAAACGGAUGUCAGGAGAAGAAAUGUUUUGUCAAGUGUUCUGAAAGCUUAUAGCGGAGUCAAUAUUGGCUUGCCUUGGGUUAUUGAUUAUGACUGUUAUCUCUCACGACAGAGACUUUGAUCAUUUGAAUGUUCAUAUCUACUUUUUAAGCUUCAUUGCUAGCCAAUCUAAACCUCGAAACCACUGUAAUGGCACGUACUGUUUGAUGCACGUGAGACGAGCGAUAUAUUGAAUGCAAGAAACUUUAGUACAAAUUAAAUAGGGUUUUAAAGUGAUGAACUGUCAAAUAAAACAUAAUCCCUGAAUUAUUAGUGCAUGCAUUUUCCAGUGCAACACCCUGCCUGACAAGAAAUGCAGCUCUGCCUCUUCAUUAAAAAUCGAAAUUGGAAAGAUUUGAACUUUUACAAGGGCAGGUACUGGCGUGGACAGAAUCCAUUGUGAUUCAGAAACAAUACUACAGCCAGUAAUGCACAUAUAUUAUGCUCUAGAGCUAUAUAAAGUACAAAGAGAAAUGCGUAGUAUUGUAAUGUUUCAUUUAUGUACAGUUGAUUUACUUGCCAAUGACGUCAAUGCUAUCAAGGUGCAUUACGGCAAAAUAUGUUACAUAUGAAUAUGCAACACUAUCAACUCAAUAAUAGCAUGCAUACAUCAACCAGACGCCUCUUUGUGCAUUUUCUCUGGCCUCGAGGCAUUUGUUAUAUUGAGAACCAAUAAAAUGAGGUGUGAUGUGAACUACCUGUUCUUUAUAUUCUGCAUUUGUGCCAAGGAUCGCUGAUGUGCUUUUGAGCAAAUCUCAUUUUAAAAUAGCCAUUUUGUAUCCUGUGAAAUUAAAAUAUAUAAAAUCACCCUCUGUGAUUGUUUAUAUGACUGCCUUGAAGAAAUCUGACCUGAAGGAAAAAUAAGUACCUAUCAAAUACUUUGGCAAGUGUGAAUUGUAAAAUAGCAUUUGUGUGCAUUUUUAGCGUGUAGUUGGUUUUGAAGGCGUUUCAUUCGAAAUAAGCUGAUCAUUAUUAUUAUAUGAAUUAUAAUUAUGAAAUCAGGAAUUAUGUACUUUCUUCAGUGCAUUAUGGAACAAUGCAAAGAAGCCGUCAGACGCAAGAAUGAUUCACAAUUCAGUUUUACAGAUUCUGUUGUUAUUUUUUACAUUUUACUUUUCAGUUGAAAGAUGUAUCUCAUGAAAACAUGUCCAGGUUACAUUCCGCCACAAAAUCAAAAGAAGAAAAGUACAGGCAUGUCCAUAAACUUAAUAUAAACUUCUCUUUAUGGUCAAAAUGAAGCCUGUUUUUUGGACUAUUAACAAUUUUUUUUUUUUUUUUUUUAAUUAUGGCAUUUUUGACAUCACACACACACACAUAAUUUUUUUUUUAAUGGUUGAAAUAUGAACUGGACAUGUUCUUUGAAGGUUUUGUAAAAUUCUCCCUCAUAUUACAAUAUGCCACAUGACCACAUAUGCUGCUAUAUGAAUAUGUCUGGGGCUGGUCUUAUUCUGUACAUCGACAUGUUGACUGUUGAAAUGUCUCAAUUAAUAUUUACUGACAGAAAUGCUCUUAAUAUAAUAUGGGGUCCAUGUCUGAUUGAGACCAUAUACGUUUUAAUGACUUUCCAAGUGAAUGCCUUGUAAUUAUAUUGUUCUGCCAAUACUGAUUGUUCAAGCAAAAAUAUAUGGCUUAAAAAUGUUAUUUAGCUACAUUAAACAUUGAAAUAUUGUUAUGAUAUAUGAGAAAAUAUGUAAGCUUCAAAAAUAAACUUAUAUAAAGCAA
Molecule: messenger RNA, 6153 nt
Organism: Cyprinus carpio (common carp)
Lineage: Eukaryota; Metazoa; Chordata; Actinopteri; Cypriniformes; Cyprinidae
Gene: mmel1
Product: membrane metallo-endopeptidase-like 1
Exons: 23
Coding region: 218-2428 (736 amino acids)
Biological process (GO): protein processing
Cellular component (GO): plasma membrane
Molecular function (GO): metalloendopeptidase activity
Source: RefSeq, a predicted model, not a curated record